Erythranthe guttata (spotted monkey flower) is the source of this 630-nucleotide messenger RNA. Its product is annotated as brassinosteroid-responsive RING protein 1. The record is from RefSeq and is a predicted model, not a curated record. Gene Ontology annotation, biological process: protein ubiquitination. Gene Ontology annotation, molecular function: ubiquitin protein ligase activity. NCBI's taxonomy places the organism in Eukaryota, Viridiplantae, Streptophyta, Magnoliopsida, Lamiales, Phrymaceae.
AUGGGGGAGUUUCCGGUGGGAUACACAGACAUUUUUCUUCCCAAAUUACUUGUCUUCAUACUAACAGUUCUAGGAUUUAUACGUAAAUUUGUGUGCGCUUUGUUUUCGUUCAUGGGGAUUGGGGAUUUUCUGGAGCCCGGAACGCCGUCGUAUUCGGAGCGGAGCGAAUCGAGCUCGGAGCCCCGGUCGGUGGCGGCGGCGCUCAUCCGCGAGCUUCUCCCGGUGGUGAAGUUCUCCGAUUUGGUGGACCCGCCGGAGAACUGCGCGGUGUGUCUGUACGAAUUCAGCGGCGACGAUGAGAUCCGACGGCUCACGAACUGCAGACACAUCUUCCACCGGAGCUGCGUCGACCGUUGGAUGGACCACGAUCAGAAAACGUGCCCUCUUUGCCGUACGCCGUUCAUUCCGGCGGAUAUGCAGGAAACCUUCAACGAGAAGCUCUGGUUGGCCUCCGGAAUCUCCGAUUUCUACGGCGAAUAUUCGCCGAUCACUACUGGUUUGUAGUGAAAUUUUUUUUUUUUUUUUUUUUUUUUUUUCACACUCGUUUGAGAGAUGUAGAGAUUUAAGAUAAUUUGGUAUAUGAUGAAAUGUACAUAUUGUACACAUAAAUUAAUACAUAUUUUUUUUUUU